AUGUCGGCUGUGGCCUGCCUCGUGGAAGGCAUCAAGACUCGGGCCAAUGGCACCCACCAUCCCUCGGGUUUCCUCUGUUUCUCGCAGGAGUUUUCCGGGUACAGUCCGCUCUAUGAGAAGACAAUGCGCCACAUUGACGUGCUACCACUGCGCCCCAUCCCCAUCGGAACCAUGUCUCCAGCAGAUUUUUACUUUGCUGGGGGCAUGCACAUGGGCCGCAAGCGUGCAGGAGCUACCUUUUUCAAGAGGUUCCUGGAAGGGCACGCUCGGGAGAUGACAAUCGUCGUCGUGCAGCCGGAUGACAUGCCAGCCAGUGUCAUCGUUGUGCCCGGGACUCGAGACGGAGUUGGGUCCCGCGACAUGUUCAGAUUUUUUGUGCGCACAGUAGAAAGCUUGCUCGGCGAGUUGGGCAUGACAGUUUAUCCACAUGAUGAGAACGCGUCUCCUCACAGCGGAAGAUGGCUCAAGCAGGUGACGGUACCAUAUGCAAGUGGGCAGUGGAUCCAUUCGUGGCAACAUGUCAAUGGGCAAGAACAGCGUUUCCAUCUUAAAGAGGAGACAUCGUGCAGGGUGGAGCGCCAGAACCAGGUUGAGAGGAUGCUCACGUUCAAUAUCGGCACUGCAUUGCUCAUGGCCAUGGAUCUUGACUUUGCUCCUGUUAGGACCAAUUUCCACAUGCGUGUUGUUGGGCAACAGUUCAACGGUCCGAGCGAUGACGAGAUCCGGGUGGACUAUGCGCAUUACUUCAGCCUCUACCCCUGUGUCGGGGAUGACCUCUGA
This is a messenger RNA of Symbiodinium pilosum, 780 nucleotides long. The record is from the annotation of a GenBank genome assembly. NCBI's taxonomy places the organism in Eukaryota, Dinophyceae, Suessiales, Symbiodiniaceae.